Molecule: messenger RNA, 579 nt
Organism: Tarenaya hassleriana
Lineage: Eukaryota; Viridiplantae; Streptophyta; Magnoliopsida; Brassicales; Cleomaceae
Product: VQ motif-containing protein 22-like
Exons: 1
Coding region: 1-579 (192 amino acids)
Source: RefSeq, a predicted model, not a curated record
AUGGCUAAUCCCAACGACUGGUCUCAGUUCGGCAACAACCAAAGCUUCUUCACCACCACCGCCUCCUCCGCCGGAGAUUCCCUCCCGAGUCCGCCGGAAACGGGUCGGGUCUCGAGGCCCGCGCGGCGGAGAUCGAGGGCCUCUCGCCGGGCACCGACCACGCGUCUCAACACCGACACCUCCAACUUCAGAGCCAUGGUUCAGCAAUACACCGGCGGUCCCAGCGCCAUGAAUUUCGGGUCGGGUUCGGGUUUCACUCUCACUCCGCCGUCGUCGAACCCGGCUCUCGGCGCCGGUGCCGACGCCUGCGUCAGCGGUGGUUCCCACGCGCCACCGUCAUGGCAGUACAUGUUUCAGCAGCAAGCCAGUCACGCGCCGCCGCCGUCGCAACCUAGCCCGUACAUGUUCUCCCUGAGCAACGUGAACUCUGACGUUGUGGGCGUUAUCGGAGGAGUGAGCGCGGCGGUUCCCGGCGGUUUUUUCACGGCGGAGGAUGACGGCGACGGAGGCGGAGGAGGUUCGGAUCAGCCGUCGCAGGUUAUUGGAUCGAGGAACGAGAAUAAUUCAUGGCUGCAAUGA